Messenger RNA from Uncinocarpus reesii 1704, 1437 nucleotides. RefSeq lists its product as uncharacterized. The coding region runs from base 1 to 1437 and encodes 478 amino acids. The transcript has 5 exons. Gene Ontology annotation, cellular component: mitochondrial inner membrane. Gene Ontology annotation, biological process: lipid homeostasis; mitochondrion organization. NCBI's taxonomy places the organism in Eukaryota, Fungi, Ascomycota, Eurotiomycetes, Onygenales, Onygenaceae. The record is from RefSeq and is a predicted model, not a curated record.
AUGGGUAUAAUGCUGCGGAAAGGACGGGAAGAGUUAUUACCGCGCUGGCGUUAUCGAAUAGCCCUCAACCAAGAUCCAGGCUCGGAGGAAGAGAAAACGGAGAUCCUAAAAGCCUGUCAUAAACGAUGUGCGGAGCGAACAUUACGCGUUUUAGAAAAAAACGGUUCCAUUUUUAUAAAGCUUGGACAACAUUUGAGUAGCAUGGGCUAUUUAUUGCCGCUGGAGUGGACAACGACAUUCAUCCCUUUGCAAGAUAAAUGUCCCGUUUCGUCGUUCGAAUCCGUCGAGGAGAUGUUUGUCAAAGAUACUGGGCAUAGGAUAGACGAGCUCUUUUCCAGUUUUGAAAGGGAUCCAAUUGGUGCCGCGUCGUUGGCGCAAGUGCAUGUUGCGGUGCUCAAAGACUCUGGACAAAAGGUCGCUGUCAAGGUUCAACAUCCUGCGUUGGCGGAAUGGGUGCCGCUGGACCUGGCACUGACAAGGUUCACAUUCUCAAUGUUGAAGAGGUUCUUCCCGGAAUAUGACCUUGAGUGGUUGUCGAGUGAAAUGGAUAUGUCGUUGCCGCAAGAGGAGUAUUUUCGGACGAGAACAAAGGCACCCUUGGUCAUCCCAGAAGUUAUGUGGGCAAAGCAGCGAAUUCUUGUCAUGGACUUCAUCUCCGGCCAUCGACCCGAUGAUCUCGAAUAUCUAGACUCCAAUAAAAUCGAUAGAGAUGAAGUUUCGGCCGCUUUGGCUCACAUAUUCAACGAAAUGAUCUUUGGUGACGGUGCCCCGUUGCACUGCGAUCCGCAUGGGGGAAACAUUGCCAUCCGCAAAAAUAACUCGCGGCGUAAGCCCAACUUCGAUAUCAUUCUCUACGACCACGGUCUCUACCGCGACAUAUCUCGGGAAGUUCGAAGAUCCUACGCCAAACUGUGGCUUUCGAUCGUAGACGCAGACGAGGAGGGAAUGCGAAAAUACGCACAUGAAGUGGCGGGAAUAACGGACGAGCAGUUCCCGCUUUUCGCCAGCGCUAUUACGGGCAGAGACUACACCGUCGUGGCAAAUAAUGCAAUCGCCUCUUCAAGGUCCUCCGAAGAAAAGGAGGUUAUUUCUGACGCGAUGGGUGACGGAAUGCUUCAAGAGCUGGUCAGCUUGCUGGGUCAAGUACCCCGAAUUAUUCUCUUGAUUCUCAAGACAAACGAUCUCACUCGCUCCCUCGAUGAAAAUUUGCACACGCGUCACGGUCCACUGCGCGCUUUCCUUAUCCUCGCUCGAUAUGCUACAUGCAGCGUUUUCGAAGAGCAAAUGGAAUCCAUUCGCCAACAUGGCAGCAUCUUUUGGCCACCGAACUUUUGGCAGUUUAUGCGCGCGUGGGUGAGGUACCUCCGCGUUGAGUUGAAAUUAGGGAUAUAUGAGCGGUGGCUGUCCGUAAGGGGUAGACUUGGUUUGGCGAAUUAA